Molecule: messenger RNA, 885 nt
Organism: Podospora bellae-mahoneyi
Lineage: Eukaryota; Fungi; Ascomycota; Sordariomycetes; Sordariales; Podosporaceae
Exons: 3
Coding region: 246-617 (123 amino acids)
Source: RefSeq, a predicted model, not a curated record
GUGCCUCCCCCGCCGAAACCUAUGUGUGUGCUCGGGCCUGGCCCUAUCCAUUCUCUGGGAAACCUCGCCUGUAAGCAGCAUCAGCUACCUUUUCCUAAUUUCCCACCCAGACUGCAAAGCAGACCACGUUCUUCCCUGCGCCGCAACGGAAUGGGCUUGUGUCUGUUGAUCCGGGACGCCAACUGCCGACGUGGUAACUACCACUGUCUUUUGAGUACUGUGUGACCGAGACGUUGUGGUGAUAUAUGCCUGUAAGCGAGUGGUGUCCGUCAGCAUCCCAUCGACUCACACCUUCCAUCACGCAACAACUCAACGCUCUCGCAUCUAGACCCUCGCAUCAGGAGUUCACCCAUGGGUGGUUAUGGUUGCAGGGAUUCAUCACCAACAAGUCAAGCCAACAACACCACCACCAUUACAACGAAGUGCCCUCACCGAACCUCCAAUUUCAGCGCCCUCACCUCAAAAGUCCCAAUAGCUCAAACUCGGCAUCCGAGAAGCUCGCUUUGCCCCCAGUCCAUCCAUCACACGAACAAAGCCACACAGUUUUCGCAACCCGAAGCGAAAAAAAAAGCAACAGCGGAACGAGCCUACCUCCCCAGGCCGAAGGGGGUGGGUGAUGGGGGUUAGAUGUAACAGACAAGAAAGUGAUUCAUCACAUCUCCCAUGUUUUGCUCUCAGGGGGAAAGAGAGGGCAAGCACCGACAAUACUGUGAUGAUACAUAGGUACACAGGCCGAAAUGCACGUCACAUGGGGAAUAGAUGAGAACUUGUCGAAUACCUAUCUACUCGGAGCUCCCCAGCUGUGUAGGUCUAUCAUCGGCUCUGACAAACCAGGUCAAACUGUUUGACCCCUCUAUCACUCGAUAGCAGCAAUUUUGGACCUCC